AUGGGGGGAUCAUAUUCAUAUACAGAUAAUGGAAGAAGCAGGUCAGGUAGUAGUUUAGAGGAAAAUGAAGGACUUUUGGUGGCAGUGCGCCAAGGGGACUUAGAUGGCACCAAGAAAUUUCUGGAAGAGCAUCCAGAAGCAUUGAAUGCAAGGAUCACACACAAGGGUCAACGAGCACUCCAUAUUGCAGCUAUGUAUGGGCAUCUGCAUAUUGUUGAAAGCUUAGUGCAUCUAAUGUCAGCAGGUGAUCUUGAGUUGAUGGACAAUGAAGGUGCUACUGCGUUAAUGUAUGCCGCUCAGAAUUCGGAUGAGAAUGUUAAUAUUAAUGUCGCGAAAUGCAUGGUUGACAAGAAUCCCACAUUGGUCUCUAUCCCUUUCACACAGGGCUGGAUUGCAGUGACAUGGACUCUUGAUCUAGGCCACAAUCAAAUGGCUCGCUACCUUUAUUCUGUCACGCCUCUUGAAGCAUUGCUGCCUGAAAACGGCAUCCAUGAUGUAGCUCUGGAAUUGGUGAGACGUUGUCAGAAACUAGUCACUACCAAAGUGAUCUCAUCAUAUGGGUUAGUAAGUAAUUUUUUGUUGAUAUUAGCAAAAACACCUCUCCCCCUGUCUCUGCAUGAAUGCCAACUGCCAUUUUGGAAACGAUUGUUGGAUAAUUGCAAAUGGGGUUCCGUUCCCAUGGAACCUGCAUCUGCCAUCAAUGAAGUUGUCGUUGCAGUUCCAGAAACAGAUCAUCAAACAAGUAGAGAUCAUUACUCUGUGGGAGCUCCAAGUCCUCGUGAAGAGCAAUAUCUUGCACUGCUUCGCGCUUCAUGUAAUGCAAUAUCUCCUUUCCAUGACGAAGCAAUCGACGAGAGUGGAAUAAGAAAUGCGGUGAUUAUCGCAGCAGAACGAGGGAAUGUUGGGUUCAUUGUGGAGGCAUUGAAGGCACACUUUUCCCUUUUGUGGACCAGCAAUGAAGAUGGAAGGUCAUUAUUUUCUGUUGCUGUUCAGAAUCGCCAAGCACAAGUUUACAAUCUCAUGCAUGGCCUUACUAUGAAGUCCUUAUUCUUAACAUCCACAGACAGAGAUCGCAAUUCUAUGCUUCAUAUGGCUGCAUUGCAAGCUCCACCCCCACAGCUUACUCCUAUCCCUGGAGCGCUGUUACAAAUGCAAAGAGAACUCCAAUGGUUUAAGGAAGUGGAGAGUAUUACGCCACCUGUGACAAAGGAACGUUUAAACAGUGAAGGCAUGACAGCUAGAAAGGUAUUCACGACAGAACAUAAGGAUUUGGUGAAAGAAGGUGAGAAAUGGACCAAAGAAACAGCUAGUUCUUGUAGUGUUGUUGCAGCCCUUGUAGCUACGAUAACCUUUGCUGCUGCUUUCACAGUUCCUGGUGGCAAUGACCAGAACAAGAGAUACCCAAUCUUUUUGCAUAAAAACCUAUUUAUGUUGUUUAUAAUAUCAGAUGCAUUGUCACUCUUCUCUUCCACAACUUCGCUGCUUAUGUUUCUGGGGCUCCUCACUUCUCGCUAUGCAGAAGAUGAUUUUCUCAGGUCACUGCCUACAAAGUUGAUAAUAGGUCUUUCCACCAUGUUCAUCUCUCUUGCAACCAUGAUGGCUGCCUUUUGUGCCGCUCUUUUCCUGAUGCUCCGAGGCCGAUCAUGGAUUGUCAUUCCUGUCACCCUGCUUGCCUUCGUUCCAGUCACUUUAUACAUUUGGUUGCAGCUUCCAUUGUUAAUUGUGAUCUUUAAGUCAACAUAUGGGGCAGGCAUCUUUGACAGAAAUGUUAAGUCUUGGCUUUGAGACUACAAGUUAGCUAGUUAAGUAGCUAGUGUGGUGCUGAACUUGGAGUUCUUAUUUUGUUUGAGCACUUCAAUGUAGGUUUGUUUGUUGGUCUCCUACUGAGUCGACAAGGUGUGAAACCCAAAACUCACUUUGCUUCUUUACUUUAAUAACAAAACUGUAGCAUUUAUAUAAAUUAGAGUGGUAAAGAAACUCCCCGUUGAAAGCGC
Arachis stenosperma is the source of this 1994-nucleotide messenger RNA. RefSeq names its product protein ACCELERATED CELL DEATH 6-like. Gene Ontology annotation, molecular function: protein binding. Bases 1 to 1785 code for a protein of 594 amino acids. The record is from RefSeq and is a predicted model, not a curated record. NCBI's taxonomy places the organism in Eukaryota, Viridiplantae, Streptophyta, Magnoliopsida, Fabales, Fabaceae. The transcript is spliced from 5 exons.